CAAGGAUAUUAUAUAUAUAUAUAUAUAAUAUAUAAUAACCCCUAUUCGAAUUUCAACUGCUUGAAACACUGGUUAAACUAUUUUUUAAAUGUAGUGGAUAUUUUUCAUUUAGGGUCAUGAAUGUGCAUGCAAAGUUACAGCACAUAUUUGUGUUUUGGAAAGGCUUUACAAAUUUUGUUACAACUUUUGUGUUGGGGUCAUAUUGACCCCCUACAAAAAAAAAAAAAAAAAAUCAAUAUUUGCACCUCAGUGUGCUAAUUAGUCGUGACAGAGUAGUCAUUAUUUAUUUCGUGUUUAUGCAGUAAUUCUAAUUUUGAACAUACAAAUACGUAGAAUGGACCCCUACCACAACAGAAACAAUAGGAAUGGGAAUUAUUAAAUUUCUCGCAUAUUUUUAUAUUUUUAAUCUCUAGAGGUUUUCUGUUUUUACAUGAAUCUUUAGUGUUUUUCAGUGACGAUUUUUGGCAAAAUGCAUGGAAUUCAAGAGUCGAUGGGCUAUUUUCUAGUCUUAUUUAUUAAGCAUAACUGUCUGUUGAGUGUCUUUGUCUAAUUAAUAAAUUCAUAGAUUUCUGAAUGCAGUUUUGUUCAUGAGUAAUUCUGAAUGAAAGACCCACCCUCCAUCCACCAGACCCACAUAUAAAAACCUCUAGUCUUCACUCACGCGCACACACACACUAAAGAUGCGCAGACUCGUGAACACUGUCUUGUGUGAACAGGGUCAGUUGGACUGCAGGUUCUGAACUUGAAGAGAUCUACAAUUAAUAAGAUGUCUUUCUUCGCAUUAAACUUAAGCAACGCAACUUUGGAGAUGGAAGUCACCGGAGAUGAACCCCGGAACGAGCGCUUGGCUCAAAUCGAGAUCGCGCUUCUGAGCGUCAUCUUUCUCUCCGCAUCAACUCUGAACUUCGGUCUGCUGCUGGUUCUGUGGAGAAAGAGACAGCAGAUGUCCAGGAUGCGUGUGUUUGUGACCCAUCUGUGCUUGGCGGACCUGGUGGUCGCUUUCUUCCAGGUGUGUCCUCAGCUCAUGUGGGACAUAACAGACCGUUUCAUCGGUCCUGACCUCGUAUGUCGUUUAGUCAAGUAUCUGCAGAUCGUCGGCAUGUUCGCCUCCACUUACAUGAUAGUUGUGAUGACGGUGGACCGUUAUCAGGCGAUCUGCAACCCCAUGGUGACUUUCCAGAGGAGGCGCGCGCGCUGGAACUUGCCCGUGUGCGUCGCGUGGCUCGUGUCGUUCGUCUUCAGCGUCCCUCAACUGUUUAUUUUCUCCAGGGUUCAAAUCGCCCCGGGUGUCUACGACUGCUGGGCAGAGUUUAUUCAGCCGUGGGGACCUAAAGCGUACGUGACGUGGACGACACUGGUAAUAUUUCUGGUGCCCAUCGUAACUGUGACGGUGUGCCAAGUGCGCAUCUGCCGCGCGCUCCAGAUUAACCUGUACAUGAAGACGCAGCAGCAGCAGCAGCAGCAGGGAGGUGAUGGACAACCACACUCUUAUUCCUCUAGAGCCAGCAACGUGGUGUUUGUGUCCAAAUCUCGGAUUAAGACCGUGAAGAUGACAGUGGUGAUCGUGCUCGCCUACACCGUGUGCUGGGCUCCGUUCUUCACCGUGCAGCUGUGGUCUGUGUGGGACGCCGACGCGCCGACUGAGACUGCAACCUUCACCAUCCUCAUGUUGCUGGCCAGCCUGAACAGUGUUGCCAAUCCAUGUAUUUACCUGCUUUUCACUGUGAAGUUCCCCAAACUGUUGGGAACUCUCCUGUGCAUGAAACACUCAGACAUGAAGGAGUCACUGCCUGAUGAGGCUACGAUGGUCAGCUCUCUGUAUUUGAGCUUUAAACACUCUGACACACGGUGAAAAAGAAACAACACUAACAAGCAUGUUCAUUGGACACACAUGUUUUUGGACAUGUACCUUAUUAGUAUUCUUUGAAGUAUCAGUACCAUGUAAAUUGUACAUUAAUAUGGUGUGUUCAGUACCAUAGUAUACUGUAAAUAUCAAAGUACUAUGAUAUGACCAUCUGAUACCAUCACUGUACAGUAGUAUUAGCACAGUACAUUUAUGUAAAGAAAAAAUGAAACCAGCUAUUGGCGUCUCGUUGUGGAGUCUCCAUGUACUGAAGCAUAUCAAACAGCUUUUGAUGUUCAUGAUUCAUUUUUACAUUAAAUUAAUGUUCAACUCGAAUUUUACCCCCGCUUACCUUCCCCUUAUUUCAUAUGUCCCCAAAAUGAUUUUUUCUUCAUAAACUGGUCACAGUCACUUAGUGAUUUUUAUCCUUUAUUUUAUUUAAAUGUACAUAGCAAGCCGGAAAAUGAAUUGCUCACAGUGUGUGCUGUAAUCACUAUCAAAAUUAUGUACAAAAUAUAAUGUCUUUAAAUAUUGAGAAAAACAUCUAUUAGACUAUUAGGUGUAAUGUUAUAAAAAUGCUUGAACAUUCUCACUGUUUUAUGUGUCAAUAAAGUGCUUUAAAAAUGAAAUAUUUGGCAUUGAAUCAGUUCUAACAUGAUCAAGUAUAUGGUCAUUUUUAGAAAGGUAUGUUUUUACAUUGAGUCUCAUGUGAACUUCAGGUGAGAGACAAGACUAAAAAAAGAAAUAAGCCAUCUGUGGAGAGAAACAAAGCCAUGAUUAGAGUUUAAAAAGUGCAUGAACACAAAUGAUAGUAUUAUCUCAGCUGGUAAGACUAUUUGACU
Megalobrama amblycephala (Wuchang bream) is the source of this 2685-nucleotide messenger RNA. RefSeq names its product arginine vasopressin receptor 2b, tandem duplicate, 1 (gene avpr2b.1). Lineage: Eukaryota; Metazoa; Chordata; Actinopteri; Cypriniformes; Xenocyprididae. Gene Ontology annotation, cellular component: membrane. The transcript has 2 exons. Gene Ontology annotation, biological process: G protein-coupled receptor signaling pathway; positive regulation of vasoconstriction; regulation of systemic arterial blood pressure by vasopressin. The record is from RefSeq and is a predicted model, not a curated record. Gene Ontology annotation, molecular function: vasopressin receptor activity; peptide binding. The coding region runs from base 767 to 1852 and encodes 361 amino acids.